UAAGACUUUGUGAUUUCCUGAAACCAAAAACUCCGAAGAAAAAUCCAUCGUUCCAAAGAAAACUCUUCUCCCAAUGUCUGCCGCCGCCUCUUCCUCUUCCUCUCACCCACAACCCCCUCGUUCUCAGCAACAAAUGAUCCACAAAUUCAUCGAUGCUUUGCGCCAACAAGGAUUUCUUGAUAAUGACUUCAAUAACCGGAGAACUGCUCCUGGGCAUCUAGAUUCCUUGGUAACAUUCUGCGUUGAGUCCGAACCUAAGCUCGAAAUCAUUCAGAAAGCUCUGGAAGGUGAGCAUGUGGAUUUUCGUACUGCGAUUAACACCUCAGAAAUGAUCAGAUCUGCCGCUACAAGAGUCGGUGGAAGUCGGGUAGCAAGUGCUUGUAUUGCAUUACAAGAGCAUUUGAAUAACAAUAACCUUAAUGGUUCAAAAGAAGCUUACAAGAAACUCUCCUGGGAAUACUAUGUCAUACGUGAUUCUUUCCACCACAUUCUUCAAGCUGAGAAAACAGUGGAGGUUUAAGAAGGAUGAAGCAAGAUUUGGUGAAAAAUAAAGAGCUUGUUUAGUUAGUUUCAUUUUUUUUGUUUGUAAUAUUUUUUUCUAAACAAGCUUGUUUGGACGAACAUAUAUACUCUACAACAAUACUAAUAGAAUUGCCUUUGGAAAUUUUAGUGAUUUC
Cucumis melo (muskmelon) is the source of this 677-nucleotide messenger RNA. Its product is annotated as histidine-containing phosphotransfer protein 5-like. NCBI's taxonomy places the organism in Eukaryota, Viridiplantae, Streptophyta, Magnoliopsida, Cucurbitales, Cucurbitaceae. Gene Ontology annotation, cellular component: cytoplasm; nucleus. The record is from RefSeq and is a predicted model, not a curated record. Gene Ontology annotation, molecular function: histidine phosphotransfer kinase activity; protein histidine kinase binding. The transcript is spliced from 6 exons. Bases 74 to 520 code for a protein of 148 amino acids. Gene Ontology annotation, biological process: phosphorylation; phosphorelay signal transduction system; cytokinin-activated signaling pathway.